Myxocyprinus asiaticus (Chinese sucker) is the source of this 4491-nucleotide messenger RNA. RefSeq names its product anoctamin-8-like. The transcript has 17 exons. The record is from RefSeq and is a predicted model, not a curated record. NCBI's taxonomy places the organism in Eukaryota, Metazoa, Chordata, Actinopteri, Cypriniformes, Catostomidae. Gene Ontology annotation, cellular component: plasma membrane. Gene Ontology annotation, molecular function: chloride channel activity. Bases 1 to 3318 code for a protein of 1105 amino acids. Gene Ontology annotation, biological process: chloride transmembrane transport.
AUGCCAGACACGGCAGCGGCUGCCGCUGCUGCAUCAUCGGCUAGUAACUGCAGCAGCAGCGGCGACAGUGAGAGCUCACGGCACAGACACCGCGCGCAGGAAGAGAGCGAGCGGGCUGAGCAACAGCAGCAAAGCGCAGCACCUCAGCCCACAUCAUCGGGCGUUUUGGAUAAGCUGUUUGGGAAGCGUCUGCUGCAGGCGGGGAGACACGUCAUGUCCCAUAAAUCCUGGAUGAAGACGGUGCCCACAGAGAACUGUGACGUCCUUAUGACUUUUCCAGACAGCACAGAUGACCACACGCUGCUCUGGCUUCUGAACCACAUACGGCUUGGCAUCCCAGAACUCAUCAUCCAGAUCCGACAUCACAAACACACCAGAAUGUAUGCCUUCUUCGUCACGGCCACAUAUGAAAAUCUUUUACGAGGAGCUGAGGAGAUGGGACUGCAGAAAGCUGUGAAGCCGGAGUUUGGUGCUGGCUUUCGCAGUUUCUCCUGUGAGGAAGACUACAUCUAUGAAAACAUUGAGAGUGAACUCUGUUUCUUCACGUCGCAGGAACGUCAGUGUAUAAUAAAAUACUGGCUGGACAAUCUAAGAGCUAAACAGGGCGAGGCUCUUCACAAUAUCCACUUUCUGGAAGGGCAGCCAAUCAUUCCUGAGCUGAGAGCGCGGGGUGUGAUCCAGCAGUUCUUCCCACUUCAUGAGCAAAGGAUUCUGGGACAGCUGAUGAAGUCAUGGGUGCAGGCGGUGUGCGAAAAACAGCCACUGGAUGAUAUUUGUGACUAUUUUGGUGUAAAGAUUGCCAUGUACUUUGCCUGGCUGGGUUUCUACACCACCUCCAUGUUGUAUCCGGCUGUUAUUGGCUUUGUACUGUGGAUGCUUACAGAAUCAGAUCAGACCAGCAGGGACAUCUGUUGUGUGGUGUUUGCUCUCUUUAAUGUGGUGUGGGCCACACUGUUCCUGGAGCGCUGGAAACGCAGAGGGGCGGAGCUCGCAUAUAAGUGGGGUACACUGGACACCCCAGCUGAGUCACUGGAGGAACCAAGACCUCAAUUCAGGGGUGUAAAGCGGUGCAGUCCAGUGACAGGCUGUGAAGAGUUUUAUUACCCGCCGUGGAGGAGGAGAGUGUUCAGAUGGCUCGUCAGCUUUCCUGUCUGUAUAUUAUGCCUUAGCUUUGUAUUUCUGGCCAUGCUUGUCUGCUUUGAGCUUCAGGAAUUUGUGAUGGGGAUUAAGGAGCUUCCACGAGUGGCGAGAUUUAUCCCUAAAAUAAUGCUGGCCAUUACUGUGACAGCAUGUGAUGAGGUGUACAGAAAGAUCGCCUGCUGGCUAAACGACAUGGAAAACUACAGACUCCAGAGUGCCUAUGAGAAAAAUCUCAUCAUCAAAAUGGUCCUUUUUCAGUUUGUAAAUUCUUAUCUCAGCCUUUUCUAUAUUGGAUUCUACCUCAAAGACAUGGAGCGUUUGAAAGAGAUGCUGGCCACGCUGCUGAUUAUCCGGCAGUUUGUGCAGAACAUGAAAGAAGUCCUGCAACCCUAUCUGGCUGAGCGCCACAGGCUGGGCGAGCUCACGCUGCGGGCUGUGUGGGAGCUGCUUGUCUCAGCACUGCUCAAGUAUGGGCGACUCGCAGCAGGGCGAGCACAGUUCUCACCCACUGACCCCACUGUGCCUGGGUCAGGUCUACGGGGCCCACAGAUGGGUGAGGAGAUCCCACAGGAAAGGCGAGAACGCAAGUGUCUGAAUGGUGGCUGUGGCGUCCCAGAUGAAGACGCAGAGGAGGAGCCUGGGGAAAGACACAGCGAAGAAGAUACCGAAUCAGAGAGCCUCAUCGACUGCGGGCUGAAGCUGCGUAAGGUAAGCUUCAUUGAGAAGGUAGAGCGCAAGUCUGCAAGCUGCAUCAGUCCAGUGGACGAUAGCUUCAUGGAAGAAGGGAGCCCUACCAUGGUGGAGCGUGGCAUGGAUCCUGCCUCGGUUUUUGAGAUGUGCGAUGAUGAUGAUGAGAACGGCCUCUCAGAAAUGAAGGAACUUGCAGCGGAGCCGCUGCUGAUGGGGGUUGAAAGCAGCACAUCAGUCAGGCUCAGGAAAAGCGGGCAGAGCUUGGAUAGGGCCGAUAUUAAGACGAAGAGAGAUUCGUGGAUGGAUCCGCCUGAGGAGCAAGACGCCUCUACGCUCACGCAGGCCGAGAUCGAGAGCUGCAUGCAAACAUACCAGGACACAUUUCAAGACUACCAGGAGAUGUUUGUCCAGUUUGGAUAUGUAGUGCUCUUCUCCUCUGCCUUCCCAUUGGCCGCCAUGUGUGCCCUCAUCAACAACAUCAUCGAGAUCCGGAGUGAUGCUUUUAAACUGUGCACCAGCCUGCAAAGACCAUUUGGCCUGAGGGUGGGGAGCAUCGGACAAUGGCAGACAGUGAUGGAAGCCAUGGGUCUGAUUGCCAUCAUAGUUAACUGCUAUCUGAUUGGUCAGUGUGGGCAGCUACAGAGACUGUUUCCCUGGCUUAGUCCUGAGAUGGCCAUUAUCUCCAUUGUCAUCCUAGAGCACUUUGCAGUACUACUGAAGUAUAUCAUUCAUGUGGCAAUACCAGACAUACCCAGUUGGGUGGGAGAGGAAAUGGCCAAACUGGAGUUUCAGCGCAAACAGGCAUUUAAGAAGCAUGAGCGGCAGGCGCAGCAGCAUUUCCAGCAGCAGCAGAGAAGGAAGCGUGAGGAAGAGGAGCGUCAGCGCCAGGCGGACUAUCAGGCUCGGCGUGAUAGAGACGACAGCCGCCCAGACUCCUCGGGUGGAGAUCACCACCACGACAAGAGCCAGAGUAGCAAAUCCAAACCAGGGAGUGGGGGAGGCACUUUUGGAGGGGAAAAACCCAAGCGACCCAGUUCACUUCUAGGUAACAAUAAUGUCCUGAAACUGAAGCAGAUCAUCCCAUUGCAGAGCAAGUUCUCCUCUGGGACGGCCCGUUCCCCACAGUCACCCACUGGUAAUGAACCCAAGCUACCGGGUUUCCUAAGCUUCAAGUUCCUAAAGUCUCCUGAAAAUAAGAAGGAGGCCGCAACUGCUUAUACAAGUGCAUCAACAGUUCCUCCAGUCCAGGAGAGGGUAGAAAGAUCCCAGUCGCCCAACAAGUCCUUCAACCCUGGGAAACUUUUUAACUUUGGGAAAUCAGAAGGUGGGGCAUGUGUAAAUGUGGCUCAGCCCUCAAAACCAGGGGAGGACAAGCCACCCACAAAGUCCGACCUCAACGGGGUUCCGGAUGAGAUCCCAUCCCCUUGUGGAGAGAAUGGGGAAAAUGGAUCCUCAUCCGAUGCGGAGCCGUCAGGCCCAAAGAUGUAACAACAAAUUGAUCUCCAGUGAAACGCAUGUGUGAGAAACUACUUAGCAACACAGAGGGAGGGAGAGUGGAUAGCAGAAGGUCCUCUUCUAUUGUUGGAGACUGUGCAAGACCUGACCCCAAAGCUGUUGAGAGAGAAAAAAUGACCUGGGGGGAAUUCACUAAGAAAUAAUUGCGGCCACUGAUGGCGUUGUUUAUUUGAACGCGCUGUCUUUUAGCACCUGAUUCACUGAAGAAUUAUGCAAAUCAAGUAAUGGCGCAAACGCGCCCACAAAAAUAAUGCUUUUAUUAUUAUUAUUAUUGCAAUUAGUCGCAAUUUGCACCCUAGUAACAGAAAUGCGGCAAGACAAUAAGUGGCUACAAUUACUGCUGCCACGAUCACUGGAAAAAGUACACAAACAUCCCUUAUGUCAUUCUAAUAAACCUCUAUUUAAAGGCAUCAUUCCAUUUGCGGUGAUAGUGCCUCAUUAAGAGCACCAGAAAGAUAGUUCUGACUUUGGUGAAUGUGGCCCUCAUUUGCAUGGAAAGGAGGUAUGUUUAUGCUGAAAAGAAUGCCAAUUAUGUUUUUUCUAAGAAAUACUUUCUUCUGUCUCAGCUUAAAUCUGAUGUGUGUAAUUUUUGUAAUGAUAAAAUUUGUUCUCGUAUCCCAGUUAAUAUGAAGGGUCAACUAUAAGUAGCCAAGACAAAUUGCUGUUUCCACCUGUUAUUACCAUGCGUCGCAAAUGCGUCUUCUGUGAUUGUAUUUCGUGGGGAGGCUCUCUGAUUUCAUGAGGACAUACAUCAAUCACUAUGUCAGUAUGCUACUGAAUGAUAAUAAACCGCAAAAAAAAGUAAUAAGACAAAAAAGCACACACACACAGUGUAAAAACAACGCACUGUUUUCCCAGAUGAAAUGUAAUCUAGCCGAAUUGUCUGAGAUUCAGAUGUGUGUGCUAAUCAUCAGUGUCUCUGCAUGUUGAUAUCAGACACACUGAAGAAGAUCCGUGAAGUUCCCGUGCUUGUGCAUGUAUGCGCUUUUUUUAAUGUAAAAAAUUCGAAAGGUUAUUUCCUUUUGAUGCAGCAUGUAAUUCAAAGAUUCAACUCUUGUUUUAGUACAGCGGUUUAUUGACAGGUGAGGGGAGGUGCGUCACUGCUGACCGUGAUGCAUUCAGGACGGAUUACCUCAAGUGCGAUGU